This is a messenger RNA of Populus trichocarpa (black cottonwood), 1005 nucleotides long. RefSeq lists its product as uncharacterized. NCBI's taxonomy places the organism in Eukaryota, Viridiplantae, Streptophyta, Magnoliopsida, Malpighiales, Salicaceae. Bases 232 to 654 code for a protein of 140 amino acids. The transcript is spliced from 2 exons. The record is from RefSeq and is a predicted model, not a curated record.
GUCUCAAAAUCCAUGCCCAAUUUCUGUUAAUGGCCGCAUAAGGCCAAAAAUGCUUUCAGUUUCACUCUUCUUCUAUAAAAGAAGGAGCCAAACCCAAAAAAACUUCACAACCAUCACCAUGAAAACUCCCUCUUCUUAGAUUUCUAAUGAAAACUUUGUUUUCUUCAACUUGAAUAAUCAAAAUAACAUAUUUUUAUUGAUUUUGAGGUUAUUUAUUUCUUAUAUUACUACAUGAACAUGAAGUUUUUGUUGGAAUUCGUGUCUUGUUGUGGUGUCUCAAGUGGUGGGGCACUGGAGGUUCCUGAAAGUGUGGGGAGGCAGUCGGAGGAGGAGACACGUGAGUUGAUGACGGUGAGGAACGAUCAUAGGAGGAAGAAGAGAGGAAGAGGGUCUUCGACUGCUGGAAAUAAUGAUUCAGGGGUAGAGUGGAAGCCAUCAUUGAGUGCGAUAUCGGAGAAUAACGUAGUGGUGGCGGGGGAGAGAGGAGUUGAAAGGGUGCUUAAUAGGAAAGGUAGUGUUGCUGCUGGUGGUGGCGGUGGGGGCGGCAGGGUCCGUGAAAUUUCUAGCCUUUCCGGUUACGUUGACAAUUACAGGCGAAAUGGGGUUUCGAUUGUUAUUCCAGCAUUCUCUCCGACUCCAUUCAUGAUGAUUUAGUGGCCUUGCUAUUCAAUUAAGAAUUUGUGAUUGGCUUUAUGUGUAAUAAGUAGGGAAGUAAAUAUUCUUGUAAGAGAAUCGACAAGAGGUUGUUCUUGCAAGUGGAAGUUCUCCUGAAGUUGUCAUCUCCACUCACAGAGGUUGCAAAGUUUCAUCUUUUGUAAUAUAAAACCAGUGAUGUUCCAUUUGAAUUGCAGGGUCUGUGGAGGGUUUUUUUGUUUUUUUUUUCCCUUCCUAAUUAGGUUUAGUUUUAUUGUCUGUAAUUCUGAGUAGAUUUUCCCAUCUCUAAGCAAAUGGGUGUGAAACAUUUUCUUUACGCUUUUGAUUUCACAGCAGUUUUCUUUUUGUGGA